Glycine soja is the source of this 1463-nucleotide messenger RNA. Its product is annotated as auxin-responsive protein IAA27-like. The coding region runs from base 239 to 1198 and encodes 319 amino acids. Lineage: Eukaryota; Viridiplantae; Streptophyta; Magnoliopsida; Fabales; Fabaceae. Gene Ontology annotation, molecular function: protein binding. The record is from RefSeq and is a predicted model, not a curated record. The transcript has 5 exons. Gene Ontology annotation, cellular component: nucleus. Gene Ontology annotation, biological process: regulation of DNA-templated transcription.
AAAGUUGAUUCAUAAAGGCCAAGAAGAUUCGUAAGGGAAAAAAAAAACUCCCGGGAAAUUCGUACCAUACCAUGCGAUAACUGCAGCAUAAACUCAACUUUCUGACUUGUUUGUUUGUUAUGUUCUUACAAAUUCUAUAUAUAUAUAUAUAUACACAUACAUACGCUUACUCAAUUGAGUGACUUGUUUAAAUAUUUUUCUGUUGCAUAAAUUUGGAACCUUUCACUGUUGAAUUUUGAUGACUACACCCUUGGAACAUGAUUACAUAGGUUUAUCAGAGGCUCCAUCCAUGGAAAAAAGCUGUGACAAGAUAUCCUCUUCGGUUUCCUCCAACCUUUCUUCUGAGGAUGAGAACACUUCAUCUCUGAACUUCAAGGAGACAGAGCUGAGGCUUGGCUUGCCCGGUUCUGAGUCUCCUGAGAACAACAAAUUAGGGAUCUCUCUCUUUGGCAAGGAUUUGCAGAAUAAUGGCUAUUCUUCUGCUUCUUCAACCCCUUCCAACAAGAACCUCAAGAGGGGCUUCUCUGAUGCCAUUAGCUCUUCUUCUUCCUCUUCUCGGAAAUGGAUUUUCUCCCAGAGUGAUGCGGCAGCAACUGAGGCUGAUUUGGAAAAUGGUUCUAAUAAUACCUCUGCACGAUGCAACAGAGAGGUUGAUAUGGUUCCUCACUAUGAGAAACCAGCUCAGGUUGCUGCAACAAAUGACCAUGCUACUGUUCCUGCUCCAAAAGCACAAGUUGUGGGAUGGCCACCAAUUCGAUCUUUUCGAAAGAACACGAUGGCCUAUAAUUUGGCAAAAUGCAACAACGAAACUGAGGAGAAACCAGGAGUAGCUUGUCUUUAUGUUAAGGUCAGCAUGGAUGGUGCUCCGUAUCUCAGAAAGGUUGAUCUGAAAACCUACAGCAACUAUAUUGAACUUUCUUCAGGUCUUGAGAAAAUGUUCAGCUGCUUCACCAUUGGUCAAUGCAAUUCUCGUGCACUUCCUGGGAAAGAUGGAUUAAGUGAGAGUGCAUUCAGGGAUAUUGUUGAUGGCUCUGAAUAUGUUCUUACAUAUGUAGAUAAAGAAGGAGACUGGAUGCUUGUGGGUGAUGUCCCUUGGGAGAUGUUCACUGAGUCAUGCAACAAACUAAGGAUAAUGAAAGGGUCCGAGGCAAUCGGGCUAGCUCCAAGGGGUAUGGAAAAAUGUAGGAGCCAAUACUAGUACAGAACAUUCUGCUCCGCCACUGGGUCAUUCACCCAAGCAUAUAUAUAAAGAAGGUCUAGAGGAGAAUUUCAGCUUAAUCAAAGAAAAAUAAAAUAAUUAAGAAAAAAAGAGAGGAUAAUUUCAGUUUAUGGUUCUGUAAGAAAUAAAACGAAACAUGCGUAAUGUAGCGUUUCAAUUUUUGUGCGUUCAGACACUGAUAAGUCUCAGUUUCCUUGUGAAUGUGUAGAAUAUAAAAUAUAUUGUUAUUUACUUAUGUGGUGCA